This is a messenger RNA of Petromyzon marinus (sea lamprey), 10698 nucleotides long. It is a transcript of the gene NPHP3, whose product is annotated as nephrocystin 3. Gene Ontology annotation, cellular component: ciliary inversin compartment; ciliary base. Gene Ontology annotation, biological process: determination of left/right symmetry; convergent extension; kidney development. NCBI's taxonomy places the organism in Eukaryota, Metazoa, Chordata, Hyperoartia, Petromyzontiformes, Petromyzontidae. The record is from RefSeq and is a predicted model, not a curated record. Gene Ontology annotation, molecular function: protein binding.
UUGGUGUUUUAACAUAUUAACACCUGUUUUGUUGCCAGAAAAAAGGGGAAAACCUAUUCUCAUAUUUUGGUACUGGCAAAGGUGAUCCCAUGAUGCUUUGCAAGAGUUCUGCAUUUAAUAUUUGGCUCAUGACAUGGAACUGAUGAGGCACAAUGAAGAUAAAAUUGAGAAAAAGCAGUAUUAAAAAAACUGUCUUAUACUUCUGCAGUUUUAAUGUUGGAAUUGGAAAUGAAAUACCAUAGAGUAAAGGCUGAGCCAGUUGAAACACUUAUUUACCACAGCCAAUGAUGGAAAUUCCGUAUUACCAUGUUAUAUCACGAUUUUUCAAUUCCAUUAAUGACAAUUAUCUUCCAUCAUGGGGUCAGUGAAACUCGCAACACUGAUUGUCAAAUUGAAUGACUGGUCUGAACCAUAGGAAUGUCUACCACUGGCUUAUGGGGAUGAGUCCUACGCAUUGCUUAUUGGUGCUAAGAGCCACACCGACUUUUGUUUUUUGCAAUACCGUGCAGUCACGAAAGCUUCAAAUCUAGAAUUAAUAUUACCAACUACUGAUUCAUGGAAAGAUUUUUGUAAUUCUGCUUAUGACUCAAGAAGCAAAGGUAGUAUUCGGAUCAGCAAUUCACCAAAAUAUGCAUAAUCUUCAACAACAACAACAACGAAACACCCUUUACAAAAUGCAGCUUUCUUUUUCACACAGUGUGAUCGGAUCUGGAGAGCGGCGAAAAAAAACAUGUUUAAUGGAGAGAAGUAAAAGCUCGGUCACCACCAUCAUCACACUUCCUUCGCGUGGGCUUUGAGCCCCGCGCCGUGCCUUGAGAUGGGCACGGGCUCGUCGCUGACGCCGGGCGGCGCGGAGCUAGCCCCGCCGGGCCUGGCCGGCCGCGGCUGCACCGAGAUCCCCAUCGAGAUGACGCCGCGGCGAGCGCUGGUGCCCAACGCGCGGCUCCGCUCGGUGGGGUCGGCGCGCCGCUUCAAGGGGGCCUCCUUCCGCUCGGUGACCUCCGUCGUGGACCUGGAGCUGGCGCCCGAGCUGGAGCGCCUGCGCAAGGAGUACGAGAUCUUCCGCGUGACGAAGAGCAACGAGGUGGCCGACAUGAAGCGCAAGGAGGAGAAGCUCGACUCGGAGAACAAGCGCCUGCGUGCGGAGCUGCAGGCGCUGCAGAAGAGCUGUCAGAAGCUUCGCGUGGAGAAGGAGGCGGCUCUUGAGGGCCGAGACCAGGCCAUGGAACGAGCGGCCUCAUUUCAGCAAGACCGGGACAAGGUUCAACGCCAGUUCAAGAUAUUCCGCGAGGCCAAGGAGAAGGAGGUUCAGGAUCUGCUGAGGGCCAAGCGGGACCUGGAGGGGCGGCUCCAGCGUCUGCAGGCCUCCACUGGGGUUGGCGGCGCCGGCUCCGCCGCACCGGCCUGCGAGGGUGGUGACUCGGACGGGGACGAGACUCGCACGGAGGUGGCCGGGUCGGCGGUGAUGGGGAGCCACCCGUCGAUGGGCAGCAUGGUGCUGCUCGCCAACUCCAUGAGAGGGCCAGAGCUGGCACACAGCCUCGUCGACCUGGAAGGAACUUUCACCAGCGUCAACCGUGAUGACUGGAACUCUGCGCUGAGUGGGCUUCUGCAUGGGCCCUCCUCCGGCAGCCGUGCUCCACACAACAACACGCUUCGCUGCUACAUCAUGAGCUGUCCGGACACGCAGCAUCACGCCGAUCUCUUCGUGGCCCGGGCCGUUCCCGAGCUGCAGAGCGUGUGCGAGGCGCGGGGACACUUCUUGGUGGCCGUGAGCUUUGGCAGCGCGGAGCAGAAGGGGCUGCGCGAGAGCCGCAGGAGGGAGAUCGCCGGCGCAGCGCUCCUCCUUCUCUUCCUGGGCCGCUCCGUGCCGGCGUACGUGGCGGAGGACUGCGAGGAGGCGUCCCUUCGGCAGGCGGAGGCGUCGAGGCCGCUCGCCAUCGCCCGCUGGGUGGGAGGAGGGGCGGACGGGAGGGGGGACGCGGCGAAGGGAGACGCGGACUCGCCCGGGGCUCUGGUUGCGAGUUUAGCCGCGACGAACGCAGCCCAGCAGGUAAUUGAGUACAGCGAUCCGGAAGAAGGAAUUGAGAGGUUGCAGGCCCACGUUGGAAGAGCCAUUAAGCGGGAGCUGCGGAGGUGGAGGGACGGCAGCGGCGUCGACGAAGUUUCCGCCGCUGCCAAACCGAUCCGGGUGGCCGAGAGCCCCGGAACCCCCACGAAGGCUUCCGCAACGGAUGGCGGCGGCGGGGAGGGGCGGCCGCCAUCCUCUCCCGAACCGCGGCGGACGCAGGGGAGCAACGGCGGCGGCGGCGGCGGCGGAAGCGCCGCGAGCGGUGCGGGUGGUGGCGACGGCGAGGGUGACGAGGGGGAGGGAGAUGAGAGGGAAGUCGAAGAGGAGGGACCAGGCGACUUGCUGUGGGACCGCCACCUGGAGCAGGAGCAGCAGGAGGCCCUGCAGAUGGCGGCUCAGGCGUCCUUCCCGCUCGGGCUCGAGAAGUACCUGCAGAGGCUGCACGACCUGGUGGCCGCCCCGGGCCCCACUCCUCCUCUGCUCGUGUCCGGGGGCCCUGGCUCUGGGAAGUCCCUGCUGCUCGCCAAGUGGAUAGAGACGCUCCAGACACACUCCCCCAGUAGCCUGGUGCUCUACCACCUCGUCGGACAGCCCUUCUCCUCGAGUGCCGACCCCGUACUCAUGGUUCGACGCUUCAUAGUCAAGCUGCUGCAGCACAUGUGGUGGGUGCCUGUGGCGGGCCCCGACGGUGCGCGGCUGCUGGAGGAGCUGCCCUCCUGGCUGGAGCGGCUGUCGGCGAGGAGGCAGGGCUGCAUCAUCCUCCUCAUCGACUCCAUCGACCGCAUUCAGCAUGCGGAGAGGCACCUGCCGUGGCUCAUCGACCCCCUGCCUGUCAACCUGAGGGUGGUGGUCUCCGUCAACGUGGAGACGUGUCCUCAGCCCUGGAGGCUGUGGCCCACCCUUCACCUGGACGCCUUGAGCCCGAGCCACGUGAAGACCCUCAUCCAAAAGGAGUGCUCCACCGUGGGACUGAGCCUCACCGACCACCAGGUGAAGAGGCUGGACAUUCAUUUUCGAUCGGCCACCACCUGCAAUGCCCUCUACACCACACUGGUGGCGCGGAUGGUGAGCAGGGCACGGUCGUCCCAGGAGCUGGAGGAAGCUCUGCACCCAUGCCUGCAGUGCCACGACACCCCUACGCUCUUCCGCCUGGCGCUCCGGGUCACAGAGUCCACCCUGCGCGCCGCCAGGGAUCGCGAGCGCCUGCGAGAGCUGCUGUGCCUGGCGUGCGUGGCGCGCGACGGCGUGAGCGAGUCGGAGCUGCAGGCCAUCGACCCGGGCCUGGGCUGGGCCCUGCUGUCGCCCCUGCUGCACACGCUGCAGCGCCUGUGCGUGCUGUCCCGCACGUGCGGCCUCAUCAAGUUCCGUCACCUGCAGGCUCAGGAAGCCGCGCGGCAGGAAUACGUGGGGGUGCAGGGUCCCGGAGGCUGCCAGGUGUUCCGAGCGAGGCUCGCACAGCACUUCUCCAGCCGCCUCGCGGCCGGCCACGUGACUUGGCGUGUGGCGGACGAGCUUCCGUGGCUGCUUCAUCACGACGCCGAGAGCCGACCGGCUCUGCAGGACUGCCUCCUCAACCUGCACCUGUGCCGGGACCUCUACAAGCGGGGCCGCUUCUCUGACCUGGUGAGCCACUGGCAGGCGUCGGGACGUGACCGCACCUCCUUGGCCGCCCUCUACAUGGAAGCGCUGAAGCAGCGGGAGAAGGCGCCGCCGUCCGGGACGGCGAGCAGCGGCGGCGGCGACGUGGGCUCGGACGGCAGUUGGGAGCGCAGCGUGUCGGAGCUCGCCGACCUGCACGAGACGCUGGGACGCUUCCUCAGGGACCUGGGCCUCUACAGCCAGGCGGUGCUGAUGCUGCAGCGCUCGCUGGAGCUGCGCGAGACGGCGCUCGACCCGGACCACCCGAGCGUGGCCGGCACGCUGCACCGGCUGGCGGCCGUCUACCUGUCGUGGCGCAAGCCGGGCCCCGCCCAGCAGCUGUACGAGCAGGCGCUGGCGCUCGUGCAGAACGCGCACGGGCACGACGACCCCCGCGUGGCGCGCCACCUCGACGCGCUCGCCGCGCUGCACCACAAGCACGGACGGCUGGAGCAGGCCGAGUCCCUGAGGAGACAAGCAUUGAAGAUCCGCCAGAAGGCUGCAGCCGAGAGGGGCAACGUGUCGGGCUUCGAGCUGCUGCGACGCCGCCUGCUGCAGCUGGAGGAGGCCCCCCCCGGCGGGGAGUCAGCGGACGCAGCGCGUUCGCUCAACGAGCUGGGGGUGCUCUACUACCUGCAGGGCAACCCCGAAAUAGCAGAGUUGUUUUUCCAGCGCUCGCUCACCAUGCGGGAGAAGGUGCUCGGCCCUGACCACCCGGACUGCGCGCAGUCCCUCAACAAUCUGGCGUCGCUGUGCGGGGAACGCGGCGAGAGCGAGAGGGCCCAGUGCCUCUACGAGCGAGCGCUGCACAGCCGCCAGCGCGCCCUCUCCCGCAACCACCCGGCGCUCGCCUACACCGUCAAGCAGCUCGCUCUGCUCUACAAGAAGGGGGGCAAACUAGAGAAGGCUCUACCCCUUUACCAGCUGACGGUGGAGAUCAGAGAAAAGGCUUCUGGGCCAAACCAUCCCAGUGUGGCCACAGCACUGGUCAACUUGGCUGUUGUAUAUUCCCAACUGAAGCGUCACGAUGAGGCCCUGCCCCUGUACGAGCGCGCGCUCCGCACGUACGAGGACAGCCUGGGGCCCCUGCACCCCCGCGUGGCCGAGACUCUGCGGAACCUCGCCGUGCUGAGGUACGAACAGGGAGACGUUGCUGGGGCGGCCGAGCUGUACAAGCGCGCCACGGAGAUCCGGGGAGGGGAGCCGUUGCCGGCGGCGGCGGCGGCGGUCACUGGCGGGGGUCACAGGGCGCAGUCGCUGCACUCUUCCGGAAGCGAGCUGCUUGGCCUGGCGCUACACUCGCCGCUGGGGCUAGGCUAGCGGAGGUCGGGCGGCCCGUCUCUAAGGUCGGAGGUCGAGUGGCCGGCCCCCGCCGACGGCGGUAGUUGCAGCGCGGAAGCCGAAGGUGCGGUCACGCUCAGGUACUCGCCGCCAUAGGUUCGUCCAAGUUUCCCCGAAUGUGUGUGCGGUGGGCAGAGAGAAGCCAAACGCCAGCACUGCCGUUUGUUUGCUUUCUUUUCAAUGGCAGCACCAGGGUAGUAAAGAAAAUGUGUAAUCGACUACUUUGCGUGUACCUGUUCUGGAUUAACCAAUUGCUACUGACACCAUAAGGACUUCAAAAGAAAAUAAGGGAUUGUUGGUUGCGGGAUGAAGCUUCACCAUUCCACUUUAUGCGUGAAGCAUAACAAAAGCCUCAUUACACCUUGCCAUAAACGCCGUAUUUAUUCGUCACCAUCCGAACGCGAAAAAAUAUCGAGUGACCGCCAUGGCAGUCAAUCCCUGGAGAUGUUGUUACAUUUUCGUUCCUGGCAGCACCAAACUCUUCCUUAGCGAUGUCGGUGGUGAACAAGCGAGUCGCGAAUUGCGUUUGGUGGCACUGUACGAUCACAAACAAGGCUUGGGAUGAGGGUGGUGCUGAGAGAUGCUGGAAGAGAGACGAUGCGGUCGUAGCCCGCGUGCUUUGGCCUGCGUCGGUUUUUGCGACGCCCAAAAACUUGACGGGAGAUGGAAUGAUUCAACGACCGAUGAAGUGCACAGUGCCUGCUCCUUUAACCUGCAAAGGACUGCGACGUAAAUGAACACCUCAAUCAGAAAAAUCUGAGCGCUCAUAGAUUUCGUCGUGGUUGCUGUGCAGGUGAUUACUGACCCUUCCCUUUUCUUUCCAUUGCACAAAUGAAAGGUAAAGAAAACGUUGAGGAAGUAAACACAGGAUUUUUGGAACAAGUUGAAGCGGUUCACUUAAAAAUAAAAAGUAGUGUUCGAAAGCCGUAUACCAAAAUCACACGUUUCAACUUUUGCAGUGAAGGCUGACGAACAGCCGUCGGCCGACAUUGAAAUUCAGGACAAACGCUGUUCUUGUAGAGAGAGAGAAAAAAAAUCCCGAGUUAACAGCUGCCACAAGGUUCGUUUGUUAAGCCCGGUGUGACAAUACGCGGCAGUGGCACAAGCUGCUCGUCCAUGCCAACUCACUCAGUCGUGCGUGCGGUGCAUCCUGCAGCCGAGCAGAUAAUUCCCUUUUUUGUGCCGUGUGACGUCGAGGCCGUUGGGGACGUGGCUUUGUCCGGCGACAAUGCGAGCACGCGCGGGGGUUGCCGAGGUGUGGGCGCAGGGGACUGGGGAAGCGCGGGGGGAUGUGGUCCGGUUAAAGUGCAGGGGGGGGGGGGACGCAGGGGGAUCCGUUGUGUGGGACGUUGAAGGCAAUCGAAAUUAGCGGCCUUGCGUCAAAAAUAACCGAGCUGUAACUAAAAUAAAAUGUUAACGUCAAUUGGGUAAAGGUGCAGCCCUCAAACUGCUUGUUCCUGCCACUGCUCGUGGAAGGCCCUCCACUAGAGGGCGCUUUACUGAGCCACUCUUGUCUAUUCUUUCACGCUGACCAGACACAAAAAAACUGCCGAUUAACUAACUGUAAAAUACGUUUAAAAACAGAUCCUGUUAUUUGUACGUAAUUACAAUAUAUGAUUCCUGCGGAUGAGAAUGUUUGAACCUGAAGAAUGGUUAUCUGCUGCUUCAUGAAGAUGGAACGCUGUGUAACGCGAAGGAAAAUUGGUCUGUAAAAUGCGUCGUAAUAAUGCUGCAUAAUACAUUUGGCAAAUUUUGGCAUUGCCACAUUCAUGCUUGCAUCAUCAAACAGGGACAAAGAAGGCUGAAUUGUUGUGCUGGCAAAGCUUUGUCAUCAUCAGCCAUAGUCAAUCCACUGUGGGAUGAAGGCCUCUCCAAGCUAUCGCCACCUCUCGUGAUCCUGCAACGUAACGAUCCACCCGGCGCCGGCACGAGAACCGAUUUCACCACUCCAUCUCGCGUGCGGACGUCCUCUUGGGCGCGUUCCCCCCCUCGGCUGCCGUUCCCCAGUAUGUUUAAUUUGAAGCUGCCGUGAGUUUACCCUUCGUCGCCCCAAGUUGACAAACUGUGGACCAGCUGGGAAUCCAGCGCACAGAGAGAGGGCCUGCCGUUGUUGCGAGGGAUAAAUAAUGCGACGGCAAAAAGCAAGUCUGCUGCGAGUGGAGAUUAAAGAACAUGCAGCAUCAUCGCUGACAAUAACAGGCGAUUGUUUGCCAGUGUAAUGGGCCAAAUCGCAUCCUCCCCCCAAAAAAUAUGAGGGCUUCCCCUCGCCUGCAUGGUGAGCAAAGGCCCAGCAGUGUAUUGAUAAAACAGGCUGUAGUUUUCCUCCUUGGAGUAUGAAUAAUAUUUGUAUCUGUAAAAAGUAUCCAGGUCUUCUUCUCGACAGUGGCAUUGUUUAUCAGAGUCUGUGAUGCCAGUACACGUUAAUUAAUUAACUGACAUCUCAACUCAUCCAUAAAUCGUAAUCCGAACGUACACCAUAUUGUUCAGCUGCUGUCUGUUGUGCGUUCUAUUUCCACAUUCUGUAGGUGAAUAAAUACAAUUUGCCCAUUGCCUUUCUGGACCAAUAUCCAGCAGCAUUUGUUUAACAAGCAAACUCCGUGUGUAGUUUCGACCUUCUGGUUCUCAUCAGCAGAAUCAGGCUGGUUAAAGACCUAUGGCUGGCUCACCAGAUGGUAAUUGGCAGAGUUCUCCCAUCGAAUGAUAUUGGGCUCUGUUCAAUGCAAAAAUCAAAACUGUAUGCAAACACAUGUGUUAUCAUGGAGCGUUAUGGGUAAUAACGUAUCUGAUUCCGUCUUUCUAAGAAGUAGGUUGGCUUCUGUGAUGUUGGGUGGUGCGGGGAUUUCUGUGGGUUUUUAUCGGCGUCGUUUCCUGACGUCUAUCUCAAUUUCAUUUCGAACUGCGGCAGCGUCCACUUUGUUUCCCCAAGGUGGGAUUUCACUUUGAAGACAACAGGAGGAGGUGGUCAAUUCUCUCUUGACUAAACAUAUAAAAGCUUAGUGUGCAUAAAGGUUAAAAUAAGUCUACCUACCACGUAAAAUAACUCGUAAAUAUUAAAAGCGAACGCUUUUAAUAUUUAAUAUAUCGCUGACGCUCGGCACAAGCGGCGAUGGAGGACAUCAAGUCCUGUGCAGUUCCGAGCCUUCAUCUCGAUAAGAGCGUGGAUCUCCACGCAUGCGAUUGAACGGCACGGUCACCCUGCGUGCGUGUGCUCAAGGUGUGUCGCUUUCCUUUGUCUCUUAACCUGCAAGCAGCAUGGCCGCUUGCACAACAGCAUGCCAACCUUCACUGCGAUCCCCCUGCUCUCAUCGUAUUGUUGACUUCCAGUCAGAAGAACUGGGGAGUGUUGUACUUUUGUUUUUGUAUAUGCAAAUUGCGGCGAUUGUGAUGUACUUACUGCAUUCUCAGCAGGACAGGUUCAAUUCCUGGAUCGGCACAUUAAAUGCAUAUAAUUGCGUAAGAAUCAAUUGUUUACAAUUUAUGCAAAUUAUAUACGAUUGUAAAGUUUAUGCUAAAAAAGCAAAUAAAAAAACAUAGAAAAUAGACUCCAGAAAAGCGAGACGCCAUAUAAAAUAAGAUGGUAAAAGGGGGAAAAUAAUCAUUUUUACAAUUUUUGUAUCCCAAAUCGAGCCCAUGAUAAUUCUUAAAAUUGCUGGGGCAGACAAUUGUGAUGCAUCUUCUCUAUCGUGUGGUUGCUAUAUUCACUGGAAAGACAAAGGCAGCCCUACUUCCCUCUACUGUGCCGUGCCAACCUUAAUAAGUGUUUUCCUACAGUGCGUCCUGCGACAACCCACAGGGUGAAAUGGAGGCCCCUUGUCCUAUCUCUCUCCACGUAUGACGUUGGCGUAGAGUGGUGCUGAAAUGGACAGCGCUUUUUGCGCGAUGAACCCAGCGAACCUGAGUUCGAUUCUCGGCCAUGGCUACCAUCAAGUGGCGAGUGAUAUGUGAACCGGUCCUGGGCCCCCACCUCUCCCAUCACCAAUCCACACUGGCCAUUGUAGUCGAGUCGAGUGUAGUCAAACAGCCCUCGUGACAGACACGGAAUGUUGAGUUCCUCCAGCAAUGGAUUGAUCAAGGGGCUUAGAACUAUUCGAUUAUUUUACAUGACGCUAUCUGGUCAGUCGUGGCCAUGCGGUGUCGUUUGCAAUGCGUGGUCACGCAGCGUAUUAAGCCGAAUGUGGCAAGUUUUGCUUGAGAAGAGAACCCUGUACCCUGUGCAGUUUUUGUCAUGUUCAGCGGCAGGCCUCUACUCAGAACCCACACACAAUGUGGCCACCUGAAGUACAAACACGGAUUCUUGCUUAAACAAGAAUCGACAAUCACAUCACUCUUUUUUUAAUUAAAUGUGUACCGGACGCACGUUGCGCGUGGUUAUCUGCAUAAAUAUCGGAGAGUCACAUUGCAGUGUGGCUCUUUUAUCCAAUACAGCACUUAGUCACUGCGGAAUAACACCGUUUGUGAAACGCCAUCCUACCGCGUCUGCAACAGCAACAAGAACGACGGCAGUGACGACUUCAAAUCAUAAUUAAAACUCUUCCCCCCCCCCGUCACUUGGAACUCCUAACGAUGAGGGUAAAUGUGACAAGCGACUCUGUCGGACGGGGAUGCUGCAAAUGAAGAGUUUGACGUAUGAGGACCGGUUAUUAUUUUUUGCCGGCUGCACGAUGCACAAUCGCCAGCAAUUACCUCUAAUUGAAUUUUUACGCAAAUGAUGUCGGGACUUUGGUUGAAAGAAUGCGUCUCGGAAAGGCUGCCCUAUGCAUUCCUCCAAUGAUAUGUUGGUACAGUAAUUAUAUUUUAAAUAUGCAGUGCAAUCUCAAAUAUCCGAUGAUCCCAUAUCCGACCUGACCAAUUCGACUGCCAACACCCCAGUGCAGCGUUAACUGUCACUUUCUAUUGAUGUUCACAAAGCUGACCUUUUCACAUGCAGUAAUGUGUUUUUUUAAUCUCGAGUACAUUUGUGUAUAAAUUGCAGUCAAGCAUUUUCCCGUCGCGUUAGGUUUGCACUUCAUUUUUUCUCUCUCCUUGUAAUCUGUGCUUGGUGUAACAAAAUAAUUUUUUCUAUAGAUGUUCACAUAUUCGCCGAUACCCCAGUCCCCAGCGAAUGAAUGCGUGACUUUAGACUCGUAUAAGAAAUAAGCACAUCCAAAUAACUAUGCAAUGGAAAGACGAUUAACAUUGGUGUUUUUUUUUUUUUGCAACUGCUGCUCGUGUGAACAUCUCUCUGGGAAUUACGGAAUAAGGGCCAUUUUCAUCUUCAACACUUUUAUUUCUGUGCAUUCAUUUUUUUGAGUUUUCCUAUUACCAUUCAUAAUCGUCCUCAUUGCGAUCGUCCGCGGUGUGACAACUUGACAUAAUUGGUAAUGUCUCAUUCCGUGCACUUUGAAGUGGAAACUUCAUCUCCAUUAGCAUAGUUCUAACUGGCCUGGAAUGAGGCCGUAUAAAAAAAAAAUACUCCGUUGGCUUCUGUAUUUGUGGUUGUGUUUAUUAUUAUUACUCUUAUAAUUCUCCAUAUGUUCGGAUGGACUAUCUAAAGCAUUUGUUAUGGUUUUGCCGCAUAUCUGUAUAUCAAGCGCGUUUGUAUGAUAUUUCUGUAAUAUACAGUACAUCAAAGGCUGUCAAAAAAAACCAAGAAUAAUGUGUAUGCAAAA